GCUCACAUCCGGGUUCCUGCAUUGGAAGUCACUCGCUAUAGUAAAGCAGUGAAGAUGGCUGCCGUGGGAAGAGCAUCCUCUGUGGCAACCCUGCCUGGAAAUUACCCCUCUGUAGACAAUCAAAGUGCCGAAGAAGAUGACGGACAGAAUUUAUGGUCCUCUAUUCUGAGUGAAGUAACAACGCGCUCUCGAUCAAAAUUACCAGCUGGUAAAAAUGUUCUUGUCAUGGGUGAAACCGGGGCUGGUAAAACUACUUUGGUUGCCAAGCUCCAAGGUGUGGAGGAGUACAUGAAAGGAAGAGGAUUAGAAUAUAUGUACUUUAAUGUUCUUGAUGAUGACAUUGAUGACCAUACCAGAUGUAAUGCCUGGGUAUUGGAUGGUGAUCUGUACCACAAAGGCCUUCAGAAAUUUGCUGUGUCUCAGGACAACUUUGCCAACACUAUGAUCCUGCUGGUGGUGGACAUGUCAAGGCCCUGGAUGGCAAUAGACUCAUUACAGAAGUGGGCAAGUGUGGUCCGGGAGCACAUCGACAAGCUCAGGAUCAUUCCAGAAACAAUGAGGGACAUGGAGCAGAGGUUGGUGAGACAGUUCCAGGAGUACAGAGAACCAGGCGAUGACCUAACUGCCUCUCCCCAGAGAAGAAACCCCACCAUGGGUGAGCCAGAUGAUGACGAUGUCUUACUCCCACUCGGGGACAACACACUCACACACAACCUGGGGGUCCCUAUGAUGGUAGUAUGUACCAAGUGUGAUGCUAUUGGCAGUUUGGAGAAGGAGCAUGAUUACAGAGAUGAGCAUUUUGAUUUCAUUCAGUCACACAUUCGCCACUUCUGCUUGCAGUAUGGGUCUGCACUGCUUUACACCUCAAUGAAGGAGAACAAAAAUCUCGAUUUGUUAUAUAAAUACCUCAUCCAUAGACUAUAUGGGUUUCCUUUUAAUCUCCCUGCUCAAGUGGUAGAGAAAGACUCUGUAUUUAUCCCGUCUGGUUGGGACAAUGAAAAAAAGAUAGCCAUCCUGUAUGAGAAUUUCCAGUCUCUGAAAAUGAAUGACAACCUUGAAGACGUUAUUGUUACACCUCCAUUGAGAAAGUUUGUACAUGAAAAGGAGCUUGGAGCAGAAGAUGACCAGGUGUUUCUUGUGAAACUUCAGUCUCUUCUGGCCAAAAAUCCUCCAGCUGCUGCUGGGAGACCCGUGGAUUCCACCAGUAGGGGGCCAAGUGGAUCCCCGAGGGCUACAAACCGCUCUGCCACAGCCAACGUAGCCAGCGUGAUGCCCAUGCAAUCAGGUACCAAGAAGAUAGAUCCCAACAUGAAAGGCGGCCAGACCAGUGAGGGCGUCCUGGCUAACUUCUUUAACAGCCUACUGAGUAAAAAGAGUGGCGCUCCAGGACCAGGGGGGAACUCGACAGGAAGCAGUACCCCCGGGACCGUCAGGAAGUCAGGUUCCAAGUUGGGCUUGUCAGAUGUCCAGGCAGAACUGGAUCACAUAUCUAACAAAUCGGAUCUGGAACCUUCUUCCCCCACCACCACUCUGUCCCCCAUCGAGUCAAAAGAGUCCUGAAGGCUUUUUGCAAACACGUUGACUUCUAUGCCUUUCUUUUUUAAAGAAGAAAUCCUCCAACCUUACCUGUCUUUCCCCUUCAUAGUGAAGCAGCACUUUAGUUACAGCACAAAACAGGGUCCACAAAGCAGAAUCAUAAGCCUAGGUCUCUUGCAUGUUUGCCUGUUUAGAUGCAGUUUUGCUGUACAGGAGUUUGGUUGCGUGGUAUGAUGACAUGAUUGGGAAUAAUCCACAAGUAGGAAUGUUCUGUUGUUCCAGGAUCUGGGAACUCAGUGGAAGGCUACUGUUUGUAUCUGAUAAAAGCUCCAUGUGUUGGUGCUUAUUGUUGUUCCUGAAACACUGAAAUACUAAAUACUUUGGAGGUAUGUACUGUAUAUGUUUGGUUUUUUACUGGUUCAAAUAUUUGCAGAUCGUGUGAUCCAAAUGGAGGGUCAGACCAUACAUCAUUCACAAACAUUUGUUAUUUUGUGGGAUACUUGUCUAUUCAGUGUCAACAGAAUAGCUUAACUUGUUGACUGGGAAGGGACGGUAAGCCUAACUACUCUUUUAUGCACUCAGUCAAUCAGUCAUAUAUGCACAACCCUAGAUAAAAGGGAGAUUUAAUUUAUCCUGGUUAUGAAAAAUGGUGUAGUGGUGGGUUUGGGUCAAUCCUGCCACUGCAUAUAUUGUAUGGUUCAAUCGACCUGGUAUGUAAAGAUAGGGUUCCUACUGCUUUGAAAUAAAUUGCAUUUGUUUUAUUAUA
Clupea harengus (Atlantic herring) is the source of this 2302-nucleotide messenger RNA. RefSeq names its product cytoplasmic dynein 1 light intermediate chain 1. Gene Ontology annotation, cellular component: centrosome; cytoplasmic dynein complex. Gene Ontology annotation, biological process: microtubule-based movement; microtubule cytoskeleton organization. The record is from RefSeq and is a predicted model, not a curated record. Lineage: Eukaryota; Metazoa; Chordata; Actinopteri; Clupeiformes; Clupeidae. Gene Ontology annotation, molecular function: dynein heavy chain binding.